AGGUCACAAUCAGCAUAAAGAUUACAAACCGCAACGACAGCUUUCACCAGAGAGCACCACACAAAUUUCAGAGAGUCGCAGCAACAACAGCCGCAACAGCAGCAGACUGAAAAGUGAAUCUCCUCAGCUGGGUGUUUCACCAUUCCCUUAUGCUGCGUACAGGUGAGUUGACUUAUAGGUUAGUUGACGUACAGGUGAGUUGACGUAUAGGUUAGUUCACGUACAGAUUAGUUGACGUACAGGUUAGUUGACGUACAGGUUAGUUGACGCACAGGUUAGUUGACGUACAGGUUAGUUGACGUACAGGUUAGUUGACGUACAGGUUAUUCGAUGAUAAUUAAAAUAUUUUGAUUUAUGUUCCUUUAGAUUCAUACAACUACCACUACUACUAGCUUAUAAUUACACUUUUUUAGGUUAUUUAAGAUGUAGGCUAUUAUUACUGUUACAAAAAAAUUCAUAUCAAUAAGCCUAAGCAAUAUUAAUUAAGUUGGAUAAAAAUGAUAAAUUUUAUCAAUAAUCAGUGCAAUAACUUAUUUUAAAAAACAAUUAUUAUUAAUUUGGAUCUUAAUAAGAUCUUAAUAUUUAAAAAAUAAAUAAAUCGUUUUUUUCUUUAAUGUUAAUAAUUAAAUUCCAUUAAUAUUCUUUUUUUGUCCACCAUCAAUAUUAAUUAAUUUCACUUAAUAAUUUUUAUGUAAAACUAACCUUAUCUACCACAUAUUUUCAGUACGUUUUCUAAAAUUGUUUUUAAGCUCCAAAAAUAAGAAAAAAUUUCAUAAAAAUGUAGCUACUUAAAUAUUUUCAUAAUAAUUUUUGUGUGUGCUUGGUGCAGCUCUUCCUCAGCCACAGACAUGAGACAGACCAGCCCAAAUAUAGCCAGUGGCUCCAGCCCACCAGCCAGGUGGAGCAGAGAGAUAGAUGGUGCUAUGUUCAGGCCGAACCCCAGUAAAUAUUCCUCACCCCCAACACCGACUGACCAGGAUGGACCACUUAAUUUGUCCAAACCAAAAUCAGAGGUAUUGCAAUACUUAGCAGGAGAACUAUUCAAAACAUAAAAUGCUCACAGAAAAACUUAGUAAUACAUGUGUAUUGUUCAACUGAAAAUGUGUUAUAUUGAAAGGUAAAAUUUUUUUUUUUACUUACCCAGACCAAGUCCAGACAUCCAUCAGGAUACACGGGUCAAGGCCGCGGAGGUCAGGAGGACAAUCAUCGUGGAGUUAAAAGAGAGGCUACAACUCCUCCACCGGCUCACGCCAACCACAGCAAGAGGCUGACCCCUAAUUCUUCGAACCACAGUCCAGUGAUCCAGUCCCCUCUGCAAGGAGGAAAGUCCAACCAUUCUUCUCAGCACCAGCAGCGGUCACCCCACAACAACCCGUCUCCCCUCCCCGCUUCAUCGACCCCUGGGCCAACCCCUGUAUCUGAGGUUCCUUUGUUGGCAGCCCUGAGACACAACCCAUUCGGCCUCUCUGCCCAGUAUGUCACCAAUCCUUUCCUGUCCCUCCCUCCAAAUUUCCCACUGGGUGGCUUGACCGCUCUAACUGCCGGCCAUCAUGGAAUGAAUGGCGCCCCUUCUCCAUCCGAUACGGAAAAGGUGAUUAUAUAAACCUCAUCAUGUAACCGAUCGGAUAAAAAUGAAAUUAGUGGUAUAAUGCUUAUAUGUUAAAAAAAUGUAAUGGCUUUUUAGUGUGAAUUUAUAGAGCUUAAAUAAAACUGUCUGUCAAAAUUUUCAAUCAAACAACAUGCCUACAUAAGUUAUAUAAUGAAUGUAACAUCUUGUUCUGACUGAAGCUUUCUUUCCAUUUGUUAAAAUAAAAAAAACAUGAAUAUGUCUGUUAAAACUUGAAAGGUAAUGGAGAAGAUGGGGUCAAGAGGGGGUCAAUUGUCAAUUCAGAUUACUGUGUUACUAAGUUUGCUUUGACCAUUCAUUUCAGUCUUGUACAAAUUUGUUUUUUUUCUUUAUUCUUGUCUCUUGUGACUAGUUCAUGUACCUCCACUCGCAGGAGAGCUAUGUCCAGGAGCUGCUUGCCCGCCAAAUGGCAGCCAGCGUGAGUGGGCCCGUGUUCCCAGGACUGGGCCACCAUUUCCCCAUGUAUGCCUCCACCCCUGCUCCACCUCUGCCCAACAUGGCACAAAUGCCCGGCAGCAAGGAGUCUGCCCCUCAAAUGCAAGCAACAUCCGAGGAGAACCAAAGCAGUUAUGUUCAGCACUUACAAAGUAAGUUCUUAUGGAAUUGAAAAAAGUAGCAGCAGUCCAGCCUGUUGGUUAGCCUACUUUAAAAGGAACUUGUAGAUGACGACAUGACUUGUUUGAAACAGGAUUUUAAAAAACUUUCUUGAGGAAUUAAACCUUUGCCUAGUUCUGAAACUGCUGGCUGAAACAUUCAUUCUCACAGCGUGUUAAAAUAAUUUACUCCACUGAGAAAGACAGUUUUAUUUAAUUACCAACAAAACAAACAAAACACCUAAGAGGGCUUUAAUUUACAGUCUUUACAAAUGACUGCAACAAUCUCAGACUGAUAAAGAAAAAUAUAAUAAUAACUUAUUAUUAUUUUUUUUUACAUUGAUUCCAGGUAAAAUGUUUGGCGCCAAAAUCAUCAGGGCUCAACGGGAGAAAUCUGACCCAGGACGUCCUCACAUCAAGCGUCCAAUGAAUGCAUUCAUGGUCUGGGCCAGAGAAGAGAGGAGGAAGAUCCUGAAGGCCUGCCCGGAUAUGCACAACUCCAACAUCAGCAAGAUUUUGGGUAAGGGCUCGGUAACAAAAAUUGAUAUGUUUGUGGAUGGAGACCCGGUUAAAAAAUGGAUAUGUUUGUGGAUGGAGACCCGGUUAAAAAAUGGAUAUGUUUGUGGAUGGAACAACUGGUUCUGCGGCAGUUUGAAAAAAAAAUUUUUGAUUGUUUUGUUGAUGAUUGUUUUGGCUUAAUGAAUUAAUUGGCAAUACAGUAACUUGAACUGUUGGGGUUCCCCCUGAAUACUUUAUAUCCAAUAACUGAUGAAGAUUUGAAGAAAGAAAAAAAUGUUUCUUGUUGUCAGGUGCUAAAUGGAAGAGCAUGUCAAAUGCAGACAAACAGCCUUACUACGAAGAACAGUCCAGGCUUAGCAAACUUCACAUGGAGAAACAUCCAGACUAUCGUUACAGGUACUUGUGGUCAAGUUUUAUGGGCAUUGAAUUUAAAUGAUCUAGGUAGUCCUAGUUGUAAGCUUCUUUAAAAUAUUUGCCAGUCUACAAACGUUUGCCUUUUUUUUUUUUUUUUUCUUUCUGAUUAAAAUAAAAAUUAAUUUCAAAUCUUUCUUAAAUUGACUUUUUUUGUGUAAUUAGAAUUUAGAGCAUAGAAUUAGAUAGUAUUCAUCCAUACAUUGUCAGAUAACAUAAAAACAAUGACCUACAGAAUCUAGCUUAGUUAUCAAACAAAGUUGUCAGCCUCCACAUCAUUGCUUCAGCUUAUAGAAAACCAUCUAGUUCAACAGUUUAUAACAUGAUACUCUGUUGUCUGUCAGUAGUCAAGGUUUAGAAGUAGCUUUGUAGUUUUUAGUUCAAAUUUUUUUUUUUUCCUUCUUAUUUAUUUAAAAAAUCAACAACAGAAUCUGAUUUCAGUUAAGUGCUAGAGAGUCUCUUUUACAUGAGGAAGUCCAACUAAAGCUAUCCUCUGUCUGAAUACCAUAUUGCAAAUUUGAAUUGUGCUACAGCUGAAUAAUUCUAUUAGAUGAAAUAGGCAUUGAGUCCAGUUUUAGAUCACAAUCAUGCCAUUCUCUUGAAUAGUAAUUUUUUUUCUUCAAAUUUUAAAGAUUUAUUAAAAAAACACUCUAAUAUCACCUGAGAGAUAACAAAUUUGUCUUUGAAUUUCCUUCAAUAAAUCUAAAACACUUUUGUAGUUUAAAAAAAAAAAAAUAGAGCAAAUUGAAUUAGUUCUGUCUUAGUAAAGUUUCCGGAGACAAUAUUUAGUUUCAAAGCUCAUUACAAUAACAAAAGUUUAAGUUGCCCCCUCCACCACAAACUGCUAGUAAACAGAUGUCAACAUACUCCCUGCUUCUCAGGCCUCGCCCCAGGAAAAACGGGAAGGUGAAAAAGAUGUUUUCUGACACGAAGGGGCCCCCAUCCCGUGCAGGCAAUGAGGCGGGUCCCACAUUGGGCACCGCUCUUUCAAUGCCCCUGGAUCACCACCACCAACCUCCUUCUCUAACGAUCGGGGCACUCUACCCAAACUUUCAUGUUCCCAGCUCUCUGCCCGAUCAAAGGUACAAAACAUUUUUAGUGGCAGCCAUUUUGCCCACAUUCAAGUUUGCCUUGUGUAUCUGUUAUAUUCACCCCCCCCCCCUUUUUUUUUUUUUCCUUUUAAUUUUUUUUUUUUUUUUUUUGCCAUUUAAAUGCUUGUUUUGUUUCUUUAAAAAAAAUAAAAAGCAGCACCCAAAUGACCUUUUUAAAGAAACCUUCCCCCAAAAAAUGCACAAACAAUCCAUUGCAUAUUUUACAAGUUUUAUCAACAGUUGCAAAAGUGAUUCCACCAACAAGCAAAAAUUCCUUCCCUGUGUGGUUUAAUCAUUUAAAAAAAAAAAAAAAUGAUUGUCAACUUUUGUCUUGCUAUUUGUUAUUAGUUAUGUUCUUUUGCUAAAUUUCAUAAUUCUGUUUUCCCCCUGACAAAUAAUUUUCCAUCACUGUUUGUUUGUUGUUUUCCUCAAAGCAAUGCAAUUUUAAAUCCCAAUUUUUUAACAUUUUUUUUUGUAAACACUCAUUAUUGAGGAAAUGAGAAUUCAAAUUUUCAUAUCCCCAUUUUAACCUAAUUUAUUUCAAAUUUAUUAUUUUUUUUAUUCAAAUGUCUUAACUGAGCUCACAGCUUUCCCUAAAAUUGCUUUGUAAACAAUGCCUUAGACAACUAAUACUUGUCAUCUGUUCAGUUUUCCUCCCCGCUGUUCUCCUUGUAAUGAAUUUUUUUUUAUUCAAAUGUCUUAACUGAGCUCACAGCUUUCCCUAAAAUUGCUUUGUAAACAAUGCCUUAGACAACUAAUACUUGUCAUCUGUUCAGUUUUCCUCCCCGCUGUUCUCCUUGUAAUGAAAAUAUGGUUUGGGUAGAGUUUCCCUCACGCUUUGUUCCCUAAACAAACAUUCCCAGAAUUCCCUUCAGCCCCCCCCCCCCCCCCUUGCUGUGUGCCUCCCCAAUGAAUCAAUCUAACACGUGUCUCUACUAACUCUAGCCCACGUAGUGCAAUAACUUUAGUUUAUCUAUUCAAUAUUAUUUUAAAUUAAAUAAUUUUGAGAAUUUUAAAAAAUCAACAGUUUUUUCCCCUGGUUUUCUAGGCUUAUCUUUAUAUUCAGAAAACUAAAAUUUUAAAAAUUUAUUAUUUUUUUUGUUAAAUUUUUUAAAGUCAUUGGAAAUAAGAUAUAUUUAAUGUUCUUUUUAUUUUACGUAUAAACAGAUUAAAAAAAAUUUUUGUUCAUAAAAACACAAAUUACCCACACCUAUACAUGUAUAUUAAAGUUGAAAUUCUUUUUUGGGAAAAUUGAAUGAUAUUAAUUUAUUUCCCCCAGGCCUAGGCCCAAGCGUACAUGCAUUGUAGACGGGAAAAAACUGAGAAUCUCCGAGUACAAAGCCCUGAUGAAAAACAGACGACAGGACAUCAGGCGGGUGUGGUACGGUGAUGGAAGCAGCAACUUCCCUGAAGGUUGGUGCUCUUUAGUUGUUUUUGUUUAGAAAAAAUCUUUCCGUUAAAUUUUUAUUUUUCCUAUUACCUCUAUAAAAUAUAAACUUAAAUUGUAUAAAUAGUUACAAGUGAGAGUUAGCUCGUGGCUAUUCCAUAAUUUAUUGUCUAGACCCUUUUCAAUUUCAUUUGUUUCAGAUGGAGAUGAAGAGGAUAACUCAACAUCCAACUACGACGCGCACUUUCUCCACGGAGAUGCCGGCUCCCCCUCCCACAGCCUGAGGGGCGGGGCCAGCACAUCUUCUCCAUCACACGGAGGCGCCAGCCCAGGGGACAGGAGAUCCGUGUCUCCCAACAACCUCAAUGGCCUGGAUCAUAGCUCGGAAGAGAGCAACGACGAUGACCCGACUGCCGCCGCCACCAACAACAAUAAUAACAAUACCACCGCAGCCGGCAAGGCCCACGGCCCAAACUUCUUGUAUCAGGACAACAAACUCUCAGCAGCACAUUUUCCUUUUCACCACGCUUUGCAGCACCCACAGCAGCCCCCGCAUGGGUUGAGGUUAGAUCUUCCAUACGCCUCUUCCCCUUCCUCCACCAUUGUCAAAUCUGAGGCUGGUGUCGUCUUCCCAAAGCUAGGGGCAGCACCGUACAACCUGUCCAUUUCCCAAGAUGCCAUGGCGCACCACAGGGCGGAGUCUCUCAUGGGUGCAGGGGGUCGAGGCAUUGCGGAAAGUGACAAGCGGAACAUUGACUCUCAUAGUAUUAAAAUGGAGCCAGUUUUUCCACACAUGUCUCAGAUGUCUGAAGUUCCAGGAGCGUCGUUGUAG
Messenger RNA from Lymnaea stagnalis (great pond snail), 6460 nucleotides. The record is from the annotation of a GenBank genome assembly. NCBI's taxonomy places the organism in Eukaryota, Metazoa, Mollusca, Gastropoda, Lymnaeidae.